Molecule: messenger RNA, 815 nt
Organism: Piliocolobus tephrosceles (Ugandan red Colobus)
Lineage: Eukaryota; Metazoa; Chordata; Mammalia; Primates; Cercopithecidae
Product: class I histocompatibility antigen, Gogo-C*0203 alpha chain-like
Exons: 3
Coding region: 99-800 (233 amino acids)
Biological process (GO): positive regulation of T cell mediated cytotoxicity; antigen processing and presentation of endogenous peptide antigen via MHC class I via ER pathway, TAP-independent; antigen processing and presentation of endogenous peptide antigen via MHC class Ib
Cellular component (GO): external side of plasma membrane
Molecular function (GO): peptide antigen binding; signaling receptor binding
Source: RefSeq, a predicted model, not a curated record
UGUCUAGAGAAGCCAAUCAGCGUCGCCGCGGUCUCAGUUCCAAAGUCCCCACCCGCCCAUCCGGGCUCAGAGUCUUCUCAGACGCCGAGACGCGGAUCAUGGCGCCCAGAACCCUCCUCCUGCUGCUCUCGGGGGCCCUGGCCCUGACCGAGACCUGGGCCGGCUCGCACUCCUUAAGGUAUUUCAGCACCGCCAUGUCCCGGCCCGGCAGCCGGCAGCCCUGGUAUCUCGAAGUCGGCUACGUGGACGACACGCAGUUCGUGCGGUUCGACAGCGACGCCGAGAGUCCGAGGAUGGAGCCGCGGGCGCCCUGGGUGGAGCAGGAGGGGCCGGAGUAUUGGGAAGAGCAGACACGGAGAGCCAAGGACCAGGCACAGACUGACCGAGUGAACCUGCGGACCCUGCUCCGCUACUACAACCAGAGCGAGGACGGGUCUCACACCAUCCAGAGGAUGUCUGGCUGCGACCUGGGGCCCGACGGGCGCCUUCUCCGCGGGUAUGACCAGACCGCCUACGACGGCAGGGAUUACAUCGCCCUGAACGAGGACCUGCGCUCCUGGACCGCCGCGGACAGGGCGGCUCAGAACACGCAGCGGAAGUGGGAGGCGGCCCGUGUGGCAGAGCAGCACAGAGUCGUCCUGGAGGGGACGUGCCUGGAGUGGCUCCGCGGAUACCUGGAGAACGGGAAGGAGACGCUGCAGCGCGCGGGUACCAGGGGCACUGGGGAGCCUUCCCCAUCACCUCUAGAUUGCCCGGGAUGGCCUCCCACGAGGAGGGGAGGAAAAUGGCAUCAGCGCUAGAAUGUCGCCCUUUCU